Messenger RNA from Salarias fasciatus (jewelled blenny), 2140 nucleotides. RefSeq names its product THO complex subunit 1-like. Gene Ontology annotation, biological process: signal transduction; mRNA export from nucleus. Lineage: Eukaryota; Metazoa; Chordata; Actinopteri; Blenniiformes; Blenniidae. The record is from RefSeq and is a predicted model, not a curated record. Bases 63 to 2027 code for a protein of 654 amino acids. The transcript is spliced from 21 exons. Gene Ontology annotation, molecular function: protein binding. Gene Ontology annotation, cellular component: THO complex part of transcription export complex.
GUUGUAUUUCUGUGACGGACCGGUUCGCCGCUGCCUUCGGUCCCCCUUGAGAGAGCGGAAAGAUGUCGUUUUCUGCAUUUCAAUUUACUGACGCUAAAGACAAAUUUACGGCUUCCGCCCGACAUGCCCUCUCCGCUAAAUCCAGCAGACCACUCAUCGAUGUUUUUAACCAGAUCCCGGGAAAUGAGCAGGAGAAGAAGACCACUCUGGAUCAGGCUCUGAGGGGAUUCCUCGGUGAUCAGAUCGUGGAGCAGAAGGCCAGCUGUGGGGACUACCUGUCUCUCAUCUACCUGAGCAUAGAUGCAGUUACGGACGGUAUCUGCUCUGCCACCGUCCCCUUCGUCCUGCUGGGAGACGUCCUGGACUGCCUCCCUCUGGACCAGUGUGACAGAAUCUUCUCUUUCGUAGAGGAAAACGUUGCCACCUGGAAAUCUAGCUCGUUUUACACCGCGGGGAAGAACUAUCUGCUGAGGAUGUGUAACGAUCUCCUGAGGAGACUUUCCAAAUCUCAGAACACCGUCUUCUGUGGGAGGAUCCAGCUUUUCCUGGCACGCCUCUUCCCUCUGUCUGAAAAAUCAGGACUCAACCUCCAGAGCCAGUUUAACCUGGACAACAUAACAGUGUUCAACAAAAGUGAACAGGACAGCACUCUGGGACAGAAGCACACUGAAGAGAAGGAGGAUGGGAUGGAGGUGGAGGAAGGAGAGAUGGGGGAGGACGACGCUCCUGCAACGUGCUCCAUCCCCAUCGACUACAACCUCUACAGAAAGUUCUGGACCCUGCAGGACUACUUCAGGAACCCGGUGCAGUGCUACGAUAAGUUCUCCUGGAUGACGUUCCUCAAGUACUCUGAUGAGACCCUGGCCGUCUUCAAGAGCUUCAAGCUGGACGACAUGCAGGCUUCCAAGAGGAAGCUGGAGGAGCUGCGAGCGUCCAGCGGAGAACACGUUUACUUUGCAAAGUUCCUCACAAGCGAAAAGCUCAUGGACCUGCAGCUCAGCGACAGUAACUUCAGGCGGCACAUCCUGCUGCAGUACCUCAUCCUCUUCCAGUACCUGAAGGGCCAGGUCAAGUUCAAAAGCUCCAGCAGCAUCCUGAACGACGACCAGACGGCCUGGAUCGAAGAGACCACCAAGCUGGUGUAUCAGCUGCUGAGAGAAACUCCACCUGAUGGAGACAAGUUUGCCACCAUGGUGGAGCACAUCCUCACCACAGAGGAAAACUGGAACUCCUGGAAGAACGAGGGCUGUCCGAGCUUCGUCAAAGAAAGAACGGUGGACGACAAACCGAAAAGACCCUCCAGGAAAAGACAAGCUCCAGAAGACUUCCUGGGAAAAGGGCCCGACCGCAAGAUCUUCAUGGGAAAUGACGAGUUGACUCGACUGUGGAACCUGAACCAGGACAACAUGGAGGCCUGCAAAUCGGACAGCCGGGAGUUCAUGCCAGCGUUGGACGAGUUCUUCGCCGAGGCCAUCGAGCAGGCCGACCCCGCCAACAUGGUGGAGGACGAGUACAAGGUGGUGCGGAACCCCAACUACGGCUGGCGGGCGCUGAGGCUGCUGUCCAGGAGGAGUCCGCACUUCUUCCAGCCCACCAACCAGAAGUUCAAGAGCCUGGCCGACUACCUGGACACCAUGGUCAGCAAGCUGGCCAAAGAGCUGCCGAAGGACAUCCCGUCUGAGGAGAUCAAGACCGGGGAGGAAGACGACGACGAUAACGGAGACAAUCUGCUCAAAGAGAGCAACGACAGCCCGAGCAUCCAGAGCAAGCCGGUCACCAACCAGCAGAUGGACGAGGUGGCGUCCAGGCUGGGCGCGCAGUGGAAGGCGCUGGCGGCGCACCUGGAGGUGAAGGCGGCGGAGGUGCGCGAGAUCGAGACGGACAGCGAGGACCCGGACAUGCAGGCCAAGCUGCUGCUGGUGGCCUGGCAGGACCGCGAGGCCUCGCAGGCCACCGUGGAGAGCCUGGUCGGCGCGCUCAACGCCGCCGGGUUCUCGCACAUCGCCGACGGCCUCAGCGAGGCGUAACGACCAACCCGCCCCCCCCCCCCCGCCCCAGUUUACAGACCAAAACCAUGAAGACUGUUUUUGUAGGUUAGAUUUCACUUUUUCACUGUAGAAGCUCCAAUAAAUGUUUGUUU